Messenger RNA from Talaromyces atroroseus, 1623 nucleotides. RefSeq lists its product as hypothetical. Gene Ontology annotation, molecular function: heme binding; oxidoreductase activity, acting on paired donors, with incorporation or reduction of molecular oxygen, reduced flavin or flavoprotein as one donor, and incorporation of one atom of oxygen; iron ion binding. Bases 1 to 1623 code for a protein of 540 amino acids. The transcript has 2 exons. Lineage: Eukaryota; Fungi; Ascomycota; Eurotiomycetes; Eurotiales; Trichocomaceae. The record is from RefSeq and is a predicted model, not a curated record.
AUGGCCACUCCCUCCCUGAUUGCCCUCAUCUUCCUCCUCUCCGCCUUAUAUGCAGUGACCAAGUCCAUCUACACAAGAGUCCACCGCUACCAAAAAGCCAAAGCCCUAGGAUGCCGCCCACCCACGAAAGCGCCUUCGGGCUUCCUGGGUUGGGAGGCCUACAAGCAAGGUGUCAAGGCUGUACGAGCCUCAAAGAUCCUAGAACUGAUGUGGAAUAUCCAUCUUGAACACGGCAACACGUUUCAACGCACCGUGCUGGGCGUCUCGGCCAUCGUAACCACCGAGCCGGAGAAUAUCAAAUCCAUCCUAGCCACCAAAUUCAAAGACUUCUCCCUCGGAAAACGGAACCAGAUGUUCUACCCAUUGCUGGGCGACGGUAUCUUCACCCUCGACGGCGCCGGAUGGUCGCACUCGCGCACCAUGCUGCGCCCUCAAUUCUCGCGCGACCAGAUCGCUGAUGUAGGCAUGCUGGGUGACCAUGUCGACCAGCUCAUUGCGCUCAUGCCCCGCGACGGCUCUGCUUUUGAUAUCCAAGAAUUAUUUUUCCGUCUGACCCUCGACACCGCAACCGAGUUCCUCUUCGGUGAAUCAACCAACUCCCUGGCUGCCGACAAACGCUCCUCCUCCUCCGGAGGAGGAGGAGGAGGAGGAGGAGGAGCACUGGCCAACAUCAGCGACGACCAGGACUUUGCAGAGGCCUUCAACCGCUCUUUAGACUACCUGGCUGCACGCAUCCGCGCGCAGCGUCUGUACUGGCUAGUAAACAGCUCUGAGUCUCGCAAAAUGAUCAAAGUCAUCCACGACAUAGUCGACUACUACGUUGACAAAGCCCUUGCAAGACGACAGCACGCUACCGAUCAGGAGAAAUACAUUGAUUCAUCAUCCGCACCAUCAUCAUCUUCUUUUUCUUCAAAAUACAUCUUCCUCGACGCCAUGGCCAGAGAGACCCAAGAUCGCAAAACCCUGCGCGACCAAAUGCUGCAUCUGCUCCUCGCUGGCCGCGAUACAACAGCCAGCCUCCUCUCCUCAUCCUUCUUCUAUCUAUCGCGACACCCGCGCGUCUGGAAUCGGUUACGCGAGGAUAUACUCUCCGUUUUCCCGCCGAGCGAAACAUCCCCCGCCGCCGCCGACGACAUCACAAUCGCUCGCAUACGUGACGUGCGGUAUUUGAGGCAAUUCCUCAACGAGGUGCUGCGACUUGCCCCUCCGGUCCCGCUCAAUUCUCGAUGGGCUGUUGCCGAUACCACGCUGCCAGUCGGCGGCGGGCCAGAUGGGAAAUCGCCCGUCUUCAUUCCCAAGGGUCAGAGAGUCAUGUAUAUGAUUAACAAUAUGCAUCGAAGACGGGAUCUGUGGGGGGACGAUGCGCUUGAGUUUCGGCCUGAGCGGUGGGAGGAGAAGGGGAAGCAUGGCUGGGAGUAUUUGCCUUUUAAUGGCGGGCCGCGGAUUUGUUUGGGUCAGCAAUACGCCUUGACUGAAGCUAGUUAUGUCCUCGUCCGGUUAUUGCAACGAUUUGAUUCGGUUGAGAAUGCGCAGCCUGAGAUUGCCGAGCCGAGGAUUAGAUUUAGUCUGACGGCGUCUCAUGCAUUUGGCGUUAAGGUGAAGGUGUUUCCGAGCGAAAAGUGA